CGCCGACCCGGAGCAGGAAGCAGAGGAUGGCGUCCCUUGACCCCAGCGCGGCACUGAAGAGCGAACGGGGAAUGAUGGAGAUGGGAUGAGAGAAGUGUCCUGCACUGCAAAUGGCCUCCUGUUCGACAUUCGUUGCUUGCUAGUCUGGAGUCAGCUUUGGUGGAUGAGGAAGGUUGGUGAUUCUAAGAUGUUUGAGAGACUCAAACAAUCUGAUGAAGCUUCUGCUUCUUCAGCACAAGGAAUCCAAAGACAUGGUGUUGAGGGCUCUCCACGACAGGACAGCAGUAGCAGUUUACACAGAAGAGGACAAGAACAUCCUCAGCCUGGAACAUCCGCUGUGCAAAAUAGACAGGGAUACUGCAACUGUUGCCAUGUACACUACAGUAAUCUGGAACAGCAUAUAUUCAGCUCCCAGCACAGACAUUUUACAACAUACUGUAGGAAUCGUAUGGGUACCAGUAGCUUGAUGGAACGUUUCCUGCAAGAUGUUUUACAGCAUCAUCCCCACAGAUACCAUGACAGCAGACCAACCUAUGAUGACAUGCCACUACCUGUCACUCUGGAGGCUCCUAGGAUUUCUUCCAUGUCCUCGGAAGAGAUGCAGAAAAAGAGGAAUAGUGAGAAACAGGAGAUUUCCAGAAAAGACCAGGAGUCCAUUAGUGAAAUAGGCUCUUCUGUUCCAUGCCUGUCUCAUGAGGGCACAAAGAAAACUUUUGUUACACAAGAAGGUUUUCAAAAACUUCAAAGAGGCCAGGAACGUGUUCCAGGAAUAUCCCAGCAGUCUGUUGGCAUUUGUAGUGAUAAGAAAUGGGUAACUCUGAAAAAUGUUCGAAUUGCAAAUCGUAGCCAUGAAGGUCAGUUUACAACUGUGAGCCCUGUACCUCAACAGUUUUCUCUCAGUCCUACAAGCCACAGUUCCUCUUUUAAUCCUAAAACAGGAAAAAAUGUUAGGGAUUUGGCAGCAUCAAAUCUGCUUCUGCGUAGCAGGUGUGAUGAAAGAGCAAUGGAGGUGUGCAAUAGUGAUUUGUUAUUGAACCCACGCCUGAAUCCUGCUCCAACACGGGUUCACCCAAAACGCCCUUUAGUUCCUCAUCAGAAUCCUACACACAGCCACAGCAAUUCUUCCUUUAUUACCUCAGGUCAAUCUCUCUCAAAGCGAGAUAGUUUACGAACUCAGGAUGAAACUUUGGUGUCUGAUCUCCAUCUCAGGGAUACUGUGGGUAUCAGCAGCUCCCUAGAUCUUGGGAUAUCCCCACAACUAGCAAGAUGCAAAAACAUGAAGACAAACAGAGGUGAUGAAAGUUCAGUGGAUGAAACUAUUGAAGAUGUAAUUUUGAAAUACUGCCAUGAAACUACACCUGAAGAAAUUGAUUUCAAAGAAGAUAAUAAUCCCAGUGUACCUUUUUCAUCACUUCUUGACCAUACUAAUUUAGAGGGCUCUGAAAUGAGUUUUGACUGUGAUGCACCAAUACAGGUAGGAACAGAUUUACCCAAGGCAGCUAUAAAAGAGAUAGAAUUCCUGAAAGAAGUCCAAGUAUGUUUGCGAGAUAAAACCUAUGGAACACAGCUUUCUUCUGUUUUAAAAACUGAAUCGUUAGAGAAAAUAGAAGCAGUGAAAAAAGAAGAACCAGUUCUUCCAGCCCUGCCUCAUGUGCCUCCUUCUUUUGUGGGAAAAACUUGGUCUCAGAUAAUGUACGAAGAUGAUAUAAAAAUUGAAGAACUUGUGCGUGAUUUCAGGGAAGGUCGUUUUCGCUGCUACUUUAACAGUGAAUCCUCAGCCAACUGUGCAGGGAAGAGAAUGAAGAAAAAAAAGCAGAAGGAUGAACAAAGGAUCAAUAUUGUUGAGGGUAAUAGAACAGAAAGUGCACCAGUUAAAACAUUGCCAGAAUUUAAUGAUCCUUUAAGUGGUGGCUCUGAUUUUGAUAACCCGUCUUUAGCCUCAGAUACACUAUGCAACCCACAAAUUGUGAAAAUGCCUAGGAAAAGGACAUGGCGCCUGGCUUCAAGGUGUCAGGUGGUUAAAGUUAGCCAUGGCACCCAAACAAGUCUGCUGAACUACCCUGUAGCAAAAAGGAAAACGUCUAGAAGACAAUCUGAUCCAGCUGAUCAGAAGGCAAGCAUUGCAUGGCUGGAGAAUGAAAAAACUCCAAAUGUGAAAACUAGACUAUGUGCCCUUAAACUUCCAGAGUCCUACAGCAAGAUCAUGAGUCCUGUGCAGCCCAAGACAGUGGUGUAUGUACUCUCAUGCCCAGAGGUAAAACAGUGCAAAGGUAAACCUAUAGAUAUUGCCAAAAUGAGGAAAAGUCAUCACUCCACAGAUAGCAAGUACUCUGUAAGGUAUAAGUACAAACAGUGUUCUCUCAAAUAUUAUGACCCACUGACAAAUAGAAUUCUGAAAACACCUCCCAAGAGUACAGUUGGAGAAAAGGCCAAAAAACCCUCUCAUGUUCGACAGCUUUUCAGAAGUCUCAGCUUAGAUGCAAACAUGAAGAAACUAGCUGAUACACAGAGAGAAAGCAUGCAAUCAAAGUCUCUCGAUUGGUCAGACUUCUGUAGUUCUUCUCCAGCAUCUUUCCUGCCAGAUCAAGAUAAAGGGAAUGAUGCAGCCUCAAGUCAAAAGGCAGAUGGACCUUCUGUUUGCACGGAAAGAACAGAUUGUCUUGUUUCGGAGAACUCUUUUAAACACCUAAUCAUUUCACCUUUGAACUCUGUGAUAGAAGGAGACUACAGAUUAAUUCCAUUUAAUAAAAUCACCAAAACUCCUCUGACCUCCAUCAGGAGUGAGUGGUUAGAGAGGGAGACUCCAAAACCAAUGUGGACAAGAAAAGAAGGCACUAAUAAAGAACCAGUUUUUUCCAGAAAGGCUGCAGGAUCUAAGUCUGUCAGAUGCACUAUUGGGAGGAGAGGAAACAGAGUAACCACAGGCAAACAAACAUCCAGAACUAAAAAACAGCAGAAAGAGGGGAUGAAAAGACAACUUCAGCCUUGUGCCCAGAAGUCUGAUUUCUCCAUCCAUAGGUACCAGACAAGGAGAACUACAGUGGGAAAGCACCCUAAGAAAGAAAAGCCUGAUGCUAAAAAAUUAAAGGUGAGGAGGAAACCAAAAAGGGCCUUUCUUAACUCAGCGGUUGUAACAGGGAUUCCUGAAAAAAGGCAGAAAGUCACAUCAGAAUCUUUUCCCAAGAAACCAGAGCAAGCUUCCUCCAAAGUCAGGAACUGGAAAGUAAGUGGAGAUUGGGGUCAUCCUGACACUGCAAGCCGACCCUCUGGAAGAACUUCUGCUGUACCAUUACUUCGAAACUGUCUUGUUCUACCAGAAAACACAAGAAAAUCAUGGAAAAGAAUGGACUCUGCUGUGUCUGGCAUUGAAAAUAUCUGUGCGUUUUCCCCUCAGAAAACAAAACCAUUCUUGAUUCUUCAUUCACUUCUUUCUGGAGUGUCAAGGGUCACAGAUUUGGACUGAGAUAAAGGUGGACUUGGAAAUGGUUUUUUUUAAUAUACAGUAUCUGAAGGAAAUAUAAAAGCUGUCUUCAUAAACCACAUGUUCAGAGAAUGUUUUGGGAAUCUUUUUUAUGUAUGUGCAUGUUUCCCAAGAUAAAUAAAAGAUGGGCAUAUGUCAGCUGCAGAGUUCCUUUAUAAGUCAAAUAUGGUCUGACAGAUUUUUUGUUUGGUUUUAAUUUAUUUUAUUUUUUUAUAUGAAAGUUGAUUUCUAUGGAUGAAUUUUCUUCUGGUUGUCAGUAGACACAGAAUCUUAUGACUGUAUUGCAAGUCACUGGAAAAUGAAGGGCUAUAAUAUAAAUUCUUAUAGCCCUCAGCUAAUUGUGCCUGUAUAAUUUAAUAUUUUGUCUAAUAUAAAACUGAUGUUUUUAAAGCAAAGUUUUAAAGGAAUGGUUUUUAUAGAAAGGCUAAUUUUUAGAUAAGCAAAAGAAGAUUUUUAAAUAAAAUUUGUUUUAAAGCAAAGCUUUAACUAUAGAGAAGUCCCAUUCUAACAUAUUUUUAUGAUACAGGAAUGUUUUCCUAUCUAACUUCACCCAUCUUGUUUUUCACAGUAUUUCACAUGUGAAGAGCAUGAAUUAUUUUGUGUGUAAAUUUUAAUGCACAUUGUACUUUAAGAACACUAGUGUGUAUUUGUUUAUAGUCAAAAUACUGUUCUCCAUACUCACUCAUUGUACAUUUGUCUUACUCCAGUGCACAACUUUUCCUUGAAAUCUUGAGUAAUAAAAAUGUGUUGAGGACUGUAAAAUGUCUAAUAUUUGUAGACUUUAAUGUGGGUUUUUUUUCAGUUUUGAUAAUAGACUCUCUUAUCAGGGUGGGUUUUUUAGAAGGAAAUUGUUAUAUUUAAAUAAAAGUGUAAGUAGCUAUAUAUUUUCCUUUAAAAAAAAAGAAAAAUGAAAAAAAAAAAGUAUAAGAAUUUAUUAGAAGAGUAAGACUUGAGGUACAAGUCUGGAAACAUUUCUGUGGUUGACAUUGUCAAAAUGAGUUUUACUGUAGGCUUGGAUGUUAAUCUGAGCCUCGCUUCUGAGUGUUCAGAAACCUCUUCUGUGCAUGCUCAAUGACCACUAGGAAAAAGAGGAAGGACUGUGAUGUGAGAAGUAAAUGCUGAAACUGCUUUGGAAAGAGAAUUAAGAACAUAUUUGCAAAUACUGCAAAGAUAUUCAAUAUAAUGUGAAAGAAGAAGAAAAUUCUUGAGAAAUAGGCAAGCACUUUCCUGUUAGAUAAGUAAUACAGUUUCUGCCCUUUGUUUCAUUAGCAGCGUGGCCGAUACUUCAAAACAUGAUUGAGAAGUCUGCACAAAUGGCAAACUUGAGAACUGAAAUACUUUCUCUCCGAAAUUGGUGGGUUGGUUGUUUUUGGGUGGUACUUCUUGUUUCUAUUUUUGUUUGUGUUUCUUUUUUCCAUUGGUGUUUUUUUGUGAGAGAGAACUGGUUCUUUUAAUAUGAGUGGACAAAGAUGUUUUCUCAGUAUAUUUGCGUGUCUUAAUAUUGAGAAGCAAGAAAAGAGCUAGAGAGGAAUAAAGUCAUACUUUCUGAAUUAAAUUGGCAGCAGUUAGAACCAGUAUCUUCUUUAAUAGUUUUCUUCAAUAUAUACACAGUUUUGAUCUGUAAGUUCGUCGUUUUUAUUAUACAUUUCAUAAUUUUUAAAAAAGUCUCUCACUUCAUAAAGUACUCAUUCAACCUUUCAAAACAAUCUUAUUCUAAGCAGGUAGAUUUUUAUUAUUCACUAGUGUUGUGAACCAUGAGUGUGACCCAGUCAUGUGCCAGGAGCUAACCAAACAUAAAAUAGCACUCCCCCAAAACUUUAGAUACCUGACACUUGCACCUUGCAGCUCUUCAGUUAAUUUUCUGAUGGGCUUUUUUGCUCUCUUGUUAUUUCUGAAGGUUUGUAUCCAAUGCUUUUGUAAUUGUUUAAUGAAAGUACCCCUCUCUGGGACUCAGAUAAAUGAGAUAUUUCUGUUUAUAAUGAACCUAUGGCUUCAUCUGAAGUUGUGUUUAAGUUUCAUGCUAAAUUUGUGCCCAAAUGAGACUGUGUUUUGUGGUUUUUAUGUUCUCGUUAUUGAUAACAUAUUUUGCAAUAAUUUUGCUUGAUAUUGUAAUUUUUAUCUGCUUCUCUGUCUCUUCUGUCUAUGCUCAUUUGACACAAUGUGGUUUUGUAAGGAUGCAGUGAUACUAUAGACUCAUCCAGUGUUGUUGCUGGAUGUUCUUCCUCUGUAUCUUCUGCUCAUUUUAUUUCAGAUUUGUAGUUUCUAUUGGUUUUUCUCAGUCAUGUGUUUCUUUUUUUAUCUUGUAAAGAGCUAAAUUUCAGGGCAGUAUGUUCUGUUUGGAAGUAAAUCGGUGACAGAAGAGAAUGUCGUCCCAGUGUGAAGUGCAGAGGGCAGGUUGGCACAGGUGUUCCUGUGCUUGGGUGUCUGCUUUACUUCACUGAAGAGUGUGAAACAGGAGUGGGAUGAUGAUUCCUUUGGUGGUCUUUUUUUUUUUCCCCUUAGGGUCACUCUGCCUGAAAACAAAGUAAUCUGAAUUCAUACUGGAAAUAAAGGUUUUUCAGCUAUUGGUGUUUUGGGGACAGAUAGGAAAAGUAAAAUGUAUCUCUCUCACUAAUGUAACUAAAAUCACUGAAUUUUUGCAUUUAAUGUUCUAUUUGCUGAAUUACAGCAUUCCUGAUAAUAUUUUUCAGAACAAAAAUUGUAAUAGUGUAGUCCUGAGCAUGUCCAGAAGCAAAGGUUUUGUUCCUUGUUUGUUUUGCAGUUAUAAACUCAUUCAUUCCUUCAGCAGAACAAAUCUUGUUUUAAUAAAAUAAAGACUGAAUAUAUGCU
Molecule: messenger RNA, 6310 nt
Organism: Catharus ustulatus (Swainson's thrush)
Lineage: Eukaryota; Metazoa; Chordata; Aves; Passeriformes; Turdidae
Gene: ZDBF2
Product: zinc finger DBF-type containing 2
Exons: 8
Coding region: 86-3463 (1125 amino acids)
Biological process (GO): epigenetic programming of gene expression; genomic imprinting
Molecular function (GO): zinc ion binding; nucleic acid binding
Source: RefSeq, a predicted model, not a curated record